UCUGACACCCCCACCCCGGCCCCCGCCCCCUACCCACUCGGAGACGGGGGUCAAAGGCAGCCCGCGUCACGUGGUCGCCGAGCAGCACCGAAACGGCCGGGAGAGCCGAGGGAGAAUCCGGGUGGAAGCUGAGAAAUCCAGCCCCGAUAGCAGCGCCCGGUCCCUCCCCUACCCACGCCCCGGGGCGCUCGCCACACGCCUGCUGGCCGCCGGGCCUCUGGAGCUCAUCUCCGACCCGCUCCCACGCGCCAUCACGGGAUCGAACCCCGCUCCUAGCGGCCACGAUUCGGGAAGAUGCAGCCCUGUUAAGUGAGGAGUGUUCAGCCAUCACGAGGACACUAUGAGGGGAAGAGGAGCCACACAGCCACCUCCUGAGCUCCGCCUUAGCCCUGUGGGCCCCAUGGAAUGACUGUCAUGCAACAUCCCAAGGCCUGCCCAGGAUCCUCUGGCCCACUGCCCAGACCCCCAAGGAGACCCUGACACCCUGGGGCACUUCUGCUCUGCACAGGACCACGACGGGGUUUGCCAUGGUGACAUAAAGGGGCGCAGAGGAAGGAAGGAGUGUGACCAGCCUGCAGACUGCGCCCCUGGCUGGGAGGAAGGGCCAGGGGCCCAGAUCUUCCCCUUUCACUGCCCACCAAGGGCCUCACUUCCCAAGUCUCUGUGAAUUUCUUGGUCAGUGGACAAUUCUCGUGUCUCCUGUGUGGGGCCUUGGGGUGCCCAGGGCAGGCUGGGCUCUGGUGGCCAAGGUCUCGGGGCCAGAAUGCCUGCCCUGGCGUGCCUCCGGAGGCUGUGUCGGCACGUGUCCCCACAGGCUGUCCUUUUCCUGCUGUUUAUCUUCUGUCUGUUCAGCGUUUUUGUCUCAGCCUACUACCUAUAUGGCUGGAAGCGGGGCCUGGAGCCCUCGGCCGAUGCCCCUGAGCCCGACUGUGGGGACCCGCCACCAGUGGCCCCAAGUCGCCUGCUGCCGCUCAAGCCUAUGCAGGCAGCCGCUCCUUCCCGCACGGACCCGUUGGUGCUGGUGUUUGUGGAGAGCCUCUACUCGCAACUGGGCCAGGAGGUGGUGGCCAUCCUGGAGUCUAGCCGCUUCAAGUAUCGAACAGAGAUUGCGCCAGGCAAGGGUGACAUGCCCACACUCACAGACAAGGGCCGUGGCCGCUUCGCCCUCAUCAUCUAUGAGAACAUCCUCAAGUACGUCAACCUGGAUGCCUGGAACCGGGAGCUGCUGGACAAGUACUGUGUGGCCUACGGUGUGGGCAUCAUUGGCUUCUUCAAGGCCAACGAGAACAGCCUGCUGAGUGCGCAGCUCAAGGGCUUUCCCUUGUUCCUGCAUUCGAACCUGGGCCUGAAGGACUGCAGCAUCAACCCCAAGUCCCCGCUGCUCUAUGUGACGCGGCCCAGCGAGGUGGAGAAGGGGGUGCUGCCCGGGGAGGACUGGACCGUGUUCCAGUCGAACCACUCCACCUACGAGCCAGUACUGCUGGCCAAGACACGUUCGUCCGAGUCCAUACCGCACCUGGGCGCGGAUGCCGGCCUGCACGCUGCACUGCACGCCACCGUGGUCCAGGACCUGGGCCUGCACGACGGCAUCCAGCGCGUGCUGUUUGGCAACAACCUCAACUUCUGGCUGCACAAGCUCGUCUUUGUUGAUGCUGUGGCCUUCCUCACAGGGAAGCGCCUCUCUUUGCCUUUGGACCGCUACAUCCUGGUGGACAUUGAUGAUAUCUUUGUGGGCAAGGAGGGCACGCGCAUGAAGGUGGAGGAUGUGAAGGCCCUGUUUGAUAUGCAGAAUGAGCUACGCACACACAUCCCAAACUUCACCUUCAACCUGGGCUACUCAGGGAAAUUCUUCCACACAGGUACUGAUGCUGAGGAUGCUGGGGACGACCUGCUGCUGUCGUAUGUGAAGGAGUUCUGGUGGUUCCCCCAUAUGUGGAGCCACAUGCAGCCCCAUCUUUUCCACAACCAGUCUGUGCUGGCCGAGCAGAUGGCCCUGAACAAGAAGUUCGCUGUCGAGCACGGCAUUCCCACAGACAUGGGGUACGCAGUGGCGCCCCAUCACUCGGGUGUGUACCCUGUGCACGUACAGCUAUAUGAGGCCUGGAAGCAGGUGUGGAGCAUUCGUGUGACCAGCACAGAGGAGUACCCCCACCUGAAGCCGGCCCGCUACCGUCGCGGAUUCAUCCACAACAGCAUCAUGGUCCUCCCGCGGCAGACCUGUGGCCUCUUCACACACACCAUCUUCUACAAUGAGUACCCUGGUGGCUCCAGUGAGCUGGAUAAGAUCAUCAACGGGGGCGAACUCUUCCUCACUGUGCUCCUCAAUCCUAUCAGCAUCUUCAUGACACACCUGUCCAACUAUGGGAAUGACCGCCUGGGCCUGUACACCUUCAAGCACCUGGUGCGCUUCCUGCAUUCCUGGACCAACCUCCGGCUGCAGACGCUGCCCCCUGUGCAGCUGGCCCAGAAGUACUUCCAGAUCUUCUCUGAGGAAAAGGACCCGCUCUGGCAGGAUCCCUGUGAGGACAAACGCCACAAAGACAUCUGGUCCAAGGAGAAGACUUGUGAUCGUUUCCCGAAGCUCCUCAUCAUCGGCCCCCAGAAAACAGGCACCACAGCACUCUACCUGUUCCUGGGCCUGCACCCGGACCUGAGCAGCAACUACCCCAGCUCGGAGACCUUUGAGGAGAUCCAGUUUUUUAACGGUCACAACUAUCACAAGGGCAUCGACUGGUAUAUGGAAUUCUUCCCUAUCCCCUCCAACACCACCUCCGACUUCUACUUUGAGAAAAGCGCCAACUACUUUGAUUCAGAAGUGGCGCCCCGGCGGGCAGCAGCCCUGUUGCCCAAGGCCAAGGUCCUGACCAUCCUCAUCAACCCAGCAGACCGGGCCUAUUCCUGGUACCAGCACCAGCGAGCCCAUGAUGACCCAGUGGCCUUGAAGUACACCUUCCACGAGGUGAUCACAGCCGGCCCUGAUGCAUCCUCAAAGCUGCGCGCCCUCCAGAACCGCUGCUUGGUCCCUGGCUGGUACGCCACCCACAUCGAGCGUUGGCUCAGCGCCUUUCAUGCCAACCAGAUUCUGGUCUUGGAUGGUAAACUGCUGCGAACAGAACCUGCCAAAGUGAUGGACACAGUGCAGAAGUUCCUUGGGGUGACCAACACCAUUGACUACCACAAAACUUUGGCGUUCGAUCCAAAGAAAGGAUUUUGGUGUCAACUGCUUGAAGGAGGAAAAACCAAAUGUCUGGGGAAAAGCAAGGGCCGGAAAUACCCAGAAAUGGACCUGGAUUCCCGAACCUUCCUGAAGGAUUAUUACCGGGACCACAACAUCGAGCUUUCCAAGUUGCUGUACAAGAUGGGCCAGACACUGCCCACCUGGCUGCGGGAGGACCUCCAGAACACCAGGUAGCUGUGGCCACCAUAGCCAGACUGAAUGUUUGUGAUGGCAGGAUGUCCUGCCACACGCUGAGCCAGACUGACCUGCAGAGUGGAGAGUGGGCCCAGGGCUGGCCAAGCACUUACGAGCAAUACUCUGCUGAGGCCCACACGGGGCCAGGAGAAGAGCCCAGGCCGGUCCACAGAGCCUGAGAGCGUCCACUGCUGGGUCUGUGGCCAACAGGACCUUCCAACCACCAGGGGUCCAUUCUGUUCACAGCUUCUCCUAGGGCAGCCACUUCCUGGUAAGGGGAGUCCACAUAGUUCUCUCUUCUGUCCCUCACUGUGUUGUCCCAACCAUCCCCUCUCCUUCAUCCCAUCAUUCCCUGCUCCAGCAGGGCAUCCCCUCAGUAUUAGCUGCCAUAUUUUCCCUGUCCUCUGACAGGAAGGGAGAAGAGCCCAGCUGGGUCUUUUGCCAAACCAGGGAGAGAGACUGGACAUUGCCCUGACUUGUUUCAAGCCAGGCUCUUCAAAAGGGUCAGCUGGAUACCCAGAGUCAGUCACUUGGCUGAAUGUGAGGGUGGCCAUCUCGAGAGAACCAUGAACCUGAUUCCUUCACAUCUCACCUUUCCCCUUUGAGGAAAGACUCUGGUUCCUACAGUAUCUACCCAGUCCUCAAGGCCUCCUGCAGGGCCCUGGGGCACUGCCGUGCAUUUGGGCCCAGAGACCAGGCCUCAGCUGGAUCCCUUCUUCACCCUGGGAUAUGACACAUGUGGUAUUUCCUGUGGUAAAAGAUUGAGGCAGUUCAGGAGUCUGCCAGUAUACAUGUGACCAUGUACAGGCAUGUCCCCACACCCAGCCAGCCUCAGCCCCUGGCAGACAUGGGCAGAGCCAAUUGCUGCUUUGCUGCAGCUUCCUAUAGCCGAGGGUUCCCAGAGACACCCCUCCCCCUUAACCUCCCAGAUACUAAGAAGCUAAAGUAUUUUAAUAUUUUGGUUUUUUUUCUUGGUGCCAGAGUUUAUACCCUGGGUGCUGGGGUCGCACUGUGUUUUUUCUAUAUAUAUAUAUUAUAUGUGUAUAUAUAUAUAUAUUAUAUUUUUUUUUGGUUGGGUUUGUUUUUAAUUCAGUUGUACAAAAUGGUGGUAAGCCCCUGUCUCAAGGGGUGUUCUAUCUUAGUGCUAGAGAAUGAGGUGGAAGGGAGGGAGGGUAUGUCUUCAUGUGUCUGGGGCCUCAAGGAGACAGACAGUAUGAAGGUGCCCUCAGAGAAGUCUCUCUUUGCUCUCCCCAGUGCCAUGGCUGUCCUGGGGCCACCAUAAGUGAACAGAGGUGGUGAGAGGUACAGCCCUAUUCUUUCCAGGAAAGGCUUCGUGAAGCCCAGUGACCCUGGGGAAAUUUUGGCCAAAGGAAACAGCUGAGGCUGGACUAAGAGAGCUGGGGCCAAAGCUGGCCCAUCCCCUCUCCCUCACAUGGUGCUAGGCUGGGAGCUGCUCUGGGAGAUAGGGUGCCCACUGGGACCCACAGCACUGUCUCCAGGCCCCUGUAGACAGGGGGAUCUCUGGGCUAAUGUCUGGCUGGAGUCUGCUCCUCUCCCCCCUUAACAAUGUGAAGUAACCGAGGCUGGGGUGCUUCUCCCCAGCCCCCUUCAACUGCCAAUUCAGCUUUGAAUUGACACCCAGGAAGUACUUUCUGGAGAGGCUUUUCUUGUUCAGAAGACUCCAGCAAGUUGGGCCAAAAGAUUCCUUUGACGGGUAUGAAGCAGGUCCAGAAAGGGGAGAUGACCUGCUUGGCUCAUGUCAUGGACCUGGCUGGGAGCAGGGCUGAGCAUUGAACCCAAGGCUCCCGAUUCCAAGUCCAAUGCUCUUCUGCCAAUGCCACACUGCCUCUGAGCCCACCUGAGGACCCUGCUCUGUGCCAGGUUCCUGUCCCUCCCUCAGUCACAACCGUGGUCAUUCCAGGAUAUGGGGACAAACCACUCCUUCCCAGCCAGGGUGCCUUUGAGCCUUCCCGUUCCGGGGUGUGUGUUUGCAUCGCUGUCUUGUUCUCCUCCCGCCUUAGAGGUCUUUCCCCAGCCCAUAGGGCCUGGGUCUGUUCUGAACUGAUUCCCUUUCCUCAAGUUCUCCACUGGGGUGGAGAAGAAGUUGGACCCCUGAGGGGGUCGGCUGCAUGUGGUUUCAUUGUGUAGACAGCAGUUCCCCCUCAUACUUCUCAGCAGGGCCCAGAACCUUGGGCAUUGCCAGCCCAGCAGAAGGAGCAGGUGUCUGAGGACAGGGUGGCAUUUCUACUUGGAUACUCAUGAAGACAGGCCCGCACUGUGGAACCAGAGUCUCAGAGAGGGGCAGGACCUCCCAUAGUGCAAAUCCUGGGUAAUUCAGGCUGCGUGGGUUUUUGCCUUUUGCACUGACAUGACAGCUUCAUUUCUGUCAGUGAGGGGAUCCAGCUUCAUCAUCUGUGAGAACCUUACAGCUCCUAUAUUCUGAAAUCCACCCUUAGGACCUUGGGGCCUGCUCCCUUCUCUUAGAGCUGCACUGGCCUUGGGCAGGGAGUUGCACUUUGUGCCUCUGGCCCAGGAAGGAGCAGGCAGGUUUGGGAUCCCGUGACAGCAGAGAAGAUAUUCUGGAGCCUGGAGACUAGACUUGCCAUGUGUCCAAGUCCAUCUGUCCAGGUCACUGCUGCUGCUUCCCUUCCACUAACAGAUCUUUCUUGAGGAUCACCUAGGCCUAGGCAUAGCUAGGAUUUGCAGGUGUGAGGGUGGGGAAUAAGCUGCCCCAAGGGCUCUCUACAAGUGCAUAGAUGCCCCCACCUGAAAGAGAAAAUCAGGGAUGAGUGGGGCAGCGUGGUCAGUCUGUAAUAUCCCCUAAUUCACUGUAAGCGUUUGGCCAGGAAAAAAAAAAGAGAAAUAGCUAAAAUUGUGCAGAUGACUCCAUUGUCCGUUCUGUGGUCCCCUCCACAAGCCUUGGCCCCAAGGUGAGUACAGGUGGGAGUCAUCACCUGCAGCCAAUGAAGUCAUAUAGUUCUAGAGCCUUUCAUGGUGUAGGCAUCUUGCCACUGGAGGAUGAAUGUUAACUUAAAGAUGGGCCUUUUCCACACCCCUGUAAACAAGUAGUCAGUAUUUGUGGGCCCAGCUAAGGAGACUGAACUGACCUGCAGAGGUUGGUGGUCCCAAGACAGAGUUGUGCCCACAGGGAAGAGCAAGUACAAAAAUGUUUAACCAAACAUUUUACUAUGAAUGCUGCCAGCUACCCAGCAUCUAGAUUUAAAAUUAUUAACAUUUUGUCACAUUUGUUUUUCUGUCAUUCUGUACAUGUGUAUAUAUAUUUUUUUUCUGACCUAGUUUAUAAGUUGCAAGGUCAUGGGACUUUACCCCUAAAUGCUUUGCCUACAUUUCCUAAGAGUUAGGCAUUCUCCCACAUACUGGUCCAGUAUUAUCGCAGUCAAGACAGGUAAUUUCCUCACAACAUCUGUCCUAUCUAUAUUAAGAUUUCUCCCUUUGGCUCCCAAAUAACAUUUCCUGGUUUCGGAAUCAGGCUCCAAUCAUGGUGCACACCUUGUAAUUUUUUAGUUGUGGUUUUUAAAUCUCCUUGAGUGGUGAGGUCUUCCCUCCGCCCACUUUGAGUUUUUUAAAUGACUUUGUUUUAGAGACCAGCAGGCCUGCUGUCCUGUCGAAGUCCCACAUUCUGGAUUUGUGGGAUUGUUCCCUCAUAGUGUCAUGUAACCACUUCCUCUGUCCCCUGUGUUUUCAAGGGUAAUUCAGGCUACUUGGGUUUUUGCCUUUUGCGCUGAAUUGACAGCUUCACUCCUGCCUAAGAUGCGCCUCCACGGUCGCCUGUACCAAGUGCCAAACCAGCAGAGGGGCCAGUGGAGCUGGCCUCCUCCAGGAGCCCAGGGAGGGCCAGCGAGGCUCCCUGGAGAAGGCACUGCCAUGCCAGGCCUGGGAGGAAGGGAUGGAGGGCUCUCUGGAAGGACCUUGGGCUAGGCAGCCUUGGGGCCCACUGAGGAGACACCUCUGGCUUGGGAGAGCCUGUCCUGCCCCCUUUGACCUGGAGAUGGGCCACAGACCACCAAACAGCAUUUCUCUCUGUCUCUUUCUCUGUUGUAUAGGCCCAGGGUUCUCAUUUCUGGAGGCCUGUGGUCUGUGUGCACUGGAGCAGAGCUGGGCCUCUGUGACACACCAGGGAAGUUCCUAGAUGUGAAGCCGCCUUCCCCCACUGUGAUGUGAGGAGAGCACUGGGGGAGGCCGGCUGUGACAUCUCCCUUUGCGUGCAUUUAGUAGUGUCCUGACCAUCUUUCUCCUAGGGCUGCUGCUCCCCUCUGUGGGAUGAGCAGUGGGGCUGCAGCUGCAGCAGGGGUUUUCACACAUCCAGGAAGGAAGCAGUUCUGCCCUAGUGAAGUGGGGAUGGGGGCCCAGACCUGCCUCAGACCCUCAAGGCAACACUGGGUUCCUGGUUUGCCAUCUCUGAGCUGGAUGCCUUGUCAGCUCAGACAGCCAGAGUUCUUUUAGCUACCCUGAGGGACGGGCAUCCACUUUAGGUGGAGUCAACGCCAAGGGCCUAGGGAAGACUCUGGCCGUGUUUUAUCCUAAGAAGUUCAUCCCUCCUGCUGUUCUUCCUCUUUCUGGCCCUGGAGGAGAAUGAGGGAGGAGAGGGUUUUCUAUGACUGCUAGCUUUUAUUAUCAACAAGAGGGCUCCUUUUGUAAUUUGUGCAUGAAAUUCAUGUCAUUUCCUGGGGAGAGAAGAGGGCUGACUGGAGAGGGUGGGGGGUAUGCUAGGGGAGCGGACAGAGGUUUCCUUCCCUUGUAGGGAUGGGGAAAGGGUGGAGACAGGGUGCUACCCAGCUCACCUGUGAGAGCUCUCGAACCAGCCGUUUUGGGUUGUGUUAAAGGUGAGAACCUUCCUCCAUUAAUGUACAAUCUCGAACUAACUGCUAAUAAAGUGGGGUUCUGUUUGUA
Nycticebus coucang (slow loris) is the source of this 8323-nucleotide messenger RNA. It is a transcript of the gene NDST1, whose product is annotated as N-deacetylase and N-sulfotransferase 1. The coding region runs from base 764 to 3412 and encodes 882 amino acids. The record is from RefSeq and is a predicted model, not a curated record. Lineage: Eukaryota; Metazoa; Chordata; Mammalia; Primates; Lorisidae. The transcript has 16 exons. Gene Ontology annotation, cellular component: Golgi apparatus. Gene Ontology annotation, molecular function: deacetylase activity; heparan sulfate N-sulfotransferase activity.